Molecule: messenger RNA, 2451 nt
Organism: Nothobranchius furzeri (turquoise killifish)
Lineage: Eukaryota; Metazoa; Chordata; Actinopteri; Cyprinodontiformes; Nothobranchiidae
Source: RefSeq, a predicted model, not a curated record
GAGGAGAGGAGAGAAGGAAUGUCUGAGCUGAGGGAUUGUGUUUGGUUAUGGAGGGAGGAGUGAUUCUGUUGGGAAAUAAGUCUCUCAGGAGGAGGUGUGACUGCGUUAGUCAGCAGACGCGGAGCAGCUCUGGUGUGUGUGUGGAUGAGCUCCUCCCAAACAGGAUUCUUCUCAGCCAGGGAAACGUGUGUGAGGACAGAGCUGAUCUGAGGUCCUGAGUUGUUUUGGGUUCUUCUGAUUCAAACUCCUGCCGGCUGGAGUCUGGUACGAGGUUCUGCUGGUUGAGUCUGUGGAUUCAGACGGGAUCUUCACCUGAUCUGACUCCCGACCGGCUGUUGACAGGGUGACUGACUAACCAGAAACAUCAGGAUGAGCGGAGCGGCAGAUGUGGUGUGUGAAGGAUGGCUGAGGAAAUCCCCACCAGAGAAGAAGCUACGGAGAUACGCGUGGAAAAGGCGCUGGUUUGUUCUGAGGAGCGGUCGACUCAGUGGAGAACCCGACGUUCUGCAGUACUACAAGAACCAGAAUUCCCGUCGGCCAAUUGGGACCAUCAAUCUGAAUCUGUGUGAACAGGUGGACGCCGGUUUGUCUUUCACAAAGAAAGAGCUGGAGAGCAGCUUCGUGUUUGACCUGAGGACGGAGGAGAGGACCUGGUACCUGGUGGCCGAGUCCGAGGAGGACAUGAACCGCUGGGUGACGUCCAUCUGCCUCCUCUGUGGAUUCAACCCAACGGAUGACGAAAGACGUUUGAGCUCCGCCUCCACAUGCGUGACCACAACCAGUGGUACCCCCUCUAUCUCUAUGGUGACCGGGUCUGUCCCGCCUCCGUAUGACCCGGUGGGCGUGCGUCACCUGGAGCACGACAGCAGCACGGAGGAAGACUACCUGUGGUUGUCAAACUGCCAGAGUCACAUGGGGCCUCCUUUGGGUUCUUUCACCUCCCUGGAAACUGAUUACAACGACAACAUCUUCCCUCAUCCUUCAGCCACCUCCACCUCCUCUUCCUCCUCCUCCUCUCCGUCCCUCCCUCCCAACAGCCUCCCCCCUCCAUCCUCCAGCGUCAGGACAGCCCCCUGGACUCUAUCUGCAAUGACGAGCCCCCUCAGCCAAUCGCUGGACGCCAGCAUGACCUCUGACUUCCACAAACAGGCCGGCAGGCCUCACUGUCACCCCUCUCCUCAUCCCAGAAAACACUCUCUAGAUUUCCACCUGCGUCCUGUGGCCACCUCGCUCAGAGAGGACACACAUGUGGGCGGGGACCUCUCGUUCGCAAAUAGCGGUUAUCAGGUCCCCCGUCCAGCGUCAGCCUCCACACCUCAGCAGCUUCCUCCUCGCCGGCCAUCAUCAACGCCCAGUGUAGACUCCCUCAUACCAGCAGAGCUCCACGCUUCCAUCCCAGCGCCCCCUCCUCGGCCACCCAAGCCCCCUCCCAGUGCCACUCAUGGAGAAAGCUCGGGACCUGCUACGUUACCCAGAGCCAACUCGGAGCCAGAGAGGAGAGAGGGACGCACAAACAGAGGACAUCAAACCAAAGGCUCCUGGCACAUUCCUCUGUCUCGGUCAGACAGAGCCAGCAUGUUUGAGUUCAGCGAAAGUUUCAACAGCUACUUUUUUAAUAAAGGCAUGGUACCCCUGGGCAGCGUUUGCUCUGAAGACGAUGACGUAGAAGAAAGCUACGUUCCGAUGAGCGCCGCUGCCACCGAGCCUCCGCCAGCAUCAAGGGUUCUUCCUGUUCCUCCUCCAGACCAUUCUGCCCAGAUUCAAGAUGGCAACUACGUCCCCAUGACCCCCUUGAGCUCCUCCUCCUCCCUUCCGGCUAAUCCCAUUUCUACCACAAGCGACUUGGAAAUUCUGGGGAGGCAGGUUCCCCCACCUGCCCACAUGGGUUUCCGUAAUUCCUCGUGGACACCGGUCAUUCCCUCGACCCCGCCUCUCCGAAGGAAUGCUGUGAACAGCAGUAGAGGUGAGGGCGAAGUCGUCCCGCCUCCGAUCCUCCGCAACCUGAAACCCCAGUGGAAAGGAGUUUGUAUCAAUCAGACGAACAAAAGCCACAGCCAGACUCCCGGAGAGCUGACGCAAAAAGUCAAAGUGAAACCAGCUCCUCUGGAAAUCACGCCGAUGUCCCAGGACUGGCAGGAAGUCCCGCCCCCUGUACGCUCACCUAUCACUCAAACCUUCACACGAGGUCCGUCCAGUCAUUGGUCAGUCAGACCAAGCUCGGCCCAAAGCUCCUCUCUCUCUUCUGAUUCUGAUGACCCUGAUGAAAACUAUGUCACCAUGACGACAUCCAACCUCAGCUUUAGCGCCGAGGAGCCGUCUCUCAGGCUUAUGCUCCACCGAGUGUCUGAAGGUGGGGUUGGCAGCCCACUGGUACAACGAGCCAAAGCUGAAAAACAAGUGGAAUACCUGGACCUGGACCUCCACACGGGACGAUCAACACCAAUGAGACAG